Molecule: messenger RNA, 3237 nt
Organism: Nerophis ophidion (straightnose pipefish)
Lineage: Eukaryota; Metazoa; Chordata; Actinopteri; Syngnathiformes; Syngnathidae
Gene: tbc1d2b
Product: TBC1 domain family, member 2B
Exons: 11
Coding region: 72-2273 (733 amino acids)
Source: RefSeq, a predicted model, not a curated record
CGGCCAGUCAUGUGAAUGGAAACCAAAUUACGCAUCCGCUUCUCUGCACGAAAAAUAAAGUUCCAGGAAAGAUGCACGAAGAGGACGAUGGCGAGUCGAGCCCGGGCCCAACUUCCCCGCUCGAAGCCUCGAAGCCGGGUGACGCGGUCGACGCGGAGUUGGCUAAGGAGCAGACCGCCAAGCUGUGCGGCUUUUUGAGCAAACUGUCCGGCAAGGGGCCCCUGAGGGGGUACAAGCCACGGUGGUUCGUGUACGAUCCCAGGAAAUGUUAUCUGUAUUACUUCAAGAGUCCGCAGGACGCGUUGCCGCUGGGACACAUCGAGAUCGGCGAUGCUUGCUUCAGCUACGACGUGGAGGGCGAGGAGGGGCACUUCGGGAUCAGCACGGCGGGGAAAGAGUUUCUGCUCAAGGCCCCCAGCAAGCCGAUGAUGCACUUCUGGCUGCAGCAACUCCAACAGAAGCGUUGGGAGUUCAGCAACUCGAGAGGCUUUGGACAGAGAGACAGUUUGAGCUCUCCUAUCUUGGCCCACCCUCUAUGUGGUCUUGUAGGCAAAGACAACGAUGCGUUUAUCUUUGAGAAUCUCAGCAACAGCAUGGAAAAGGUCCGCAGUGACUUGACCACGGAGACCAAGAUGGAAGGUGGCGUAAUGGCUGGGAUCCAAUCAACCAGAGGGACUGCUGCUUCUACAAAUACCCGCAAUUUGACCCUCAAAAACUUUGGUACAGAGAUCAGGAACUCUAUGUCGAUGCUUCGACCGGGUAGGGUAGGCGACAGCAGACGGAGUGUGUUUUACACCGGCAACAGCAGUGCAGACGAGUGGGAGAUGGUGGAAGCUCAACCCAUAAAUUUCCCAGAACCGAAACCUCAUCCAGAUACUCACAGGCAUUCCUUUGGAUCAGCGUUUGAUUUUGUACGCAACUCGUCAAGGCCCAGAAGGCCUCUGCUGCGAGACAUGAUGGGCUCUGGAAAGUUUGGCCGCAACGCCGAGACUCGCAGCGUUGAGAGCUCUCCUGUGGAGUUUAAUGGCAAAUCUUUGGAGUUGCAGCUUCGCCUCCAAAGCCAGCAAGAAGAGCUGUGUCGCGUGCAGCAGGAACAGACAAAACUCAAGGAGGAGCUGGCCAGUCAGAAGGAGCUGGUGAGACUUUUGCAGCAAACUUUAAGAACAUCCCAGGGUGAUCGUCAGCCAGAACGUCGUACAGUCCCUCCAUCAGAUCCAUCAUCAACAGAGUCCGAUCAGGUUAACUGUCCAAUAGUAACCCAGGAGGAGGUUGCCCGUCUGGAGGCCCUAGUUCAAGAACGAGAUGAACAGAUCCAGUCCUUGUGUGGCCACAUGGAGCGCCUUGCCCUGGAGAAAGAAAGCCUUCAACAAGAGUUGAAGGGCCUGAAAAUAAAAGUGGGGGAGAUCAACGAGCAGCUGGGCAUGCUGAUGGAAACCAUCCAGGCCAAAGAUGAAGCCAUCAUGAAGCUGUCCAACUCAGAGCAGAGCGGGAAUACAAAUGAUGGUUCACCACCUCUCAGCAAAGAAAAUCAGGAGUUGGACACCCUUAAGGACAGUCUUCAAGGCUAUAAAACUCAAAACCAAUUUCUAAACAAAGAGAUCCUGGACUUGACAGUAUUGCGCAGAAAUGCAGAAAGUAGAGAAAAGGCUCUAGAAGGAAAGUACACCGCUCUGGAGGCCAAGUUGUGUCAGGUGGAGAGUAAGUAUUUGGUGCUCCUGCAGGAGGUGAAGAACCCAGUGUGCUCAUCUGCAGAACAGAGUCCAGCCCGGGAGGUCAUCUCCAGAUUGUUAGAGGAUGCUCUUCAGGCAGAACACCAUGUUUUUAAACCAAACACUGUCAGGUACACCAAAGCUCUCAUCAUUUUUAUUGAAAUAGAACCUCCUCUGGCAGUGACAGACAGCAGACUGGGGCUCAAUGCCCUGGCUGUUGACAGUGUUUGCUUCUUUUCGCCACAGAUCAUGUUCCGCUUUGCUCUUGCUCUCUUCAAACACAAAGAGGAGGAGUUCUUGAAAUUACAGGAUUCCACCACCAUCUUCAAAUAUCUCAGAUACUUCACACGUACUAUCCUGGAUUCAAGGAAGCUGAUGAACAUCGCCUUCGUGGACAUGAACCCCUUCCCAAUGAGACAAAUUCAAAACCGGCGCUCCUUCCAUUUGGAGAAGGUCCGUCUUGAGCUGACCGAGCUGGAGGCCAUCAGGCAGACCUUCCUGCGGGAGAGGGAAACGUCACAGGACGGCCGCUCUUUCGUCAGCGAUGACGAGGAGGAUAACUGAACCUUAUUUGUUUCCCUCAGCGGAACAAGAAUGUGUUUUCUACAGCUGGACCGACAUAUCAUUAUCAGUAUUCCUGCCUUCUUUACAUUCUUUAUGCAAUACUUAUCUGAAUCCAAAUCAGUAUUUCUGCAAUUGUGCUGUGAUAAUUUUUUCAAGUCCACUCUUAUCUCACUUUAAAAAUGAUGUCACCAGUCAUUUACAUACCUCUUCGUUUUUUUCAAUAUUCAUAUCGGACUAUAAAAAAAAAAUCAAUCCAUUAAAAUUUGUGUCAAAAAUGCUCUUGAACAAAAUCUUUAAAGCAAAGGAAAAUAUUUACAUAAGAUUAAAAUAGAUUGUAAAUAGUUAGCCAAUUAUUGAGAACUGAAAUCCAACGUAAACAGGCUGUUUAUUAGCUGAUGAAAAGUUUAAAACUAUUGCACUUAUUCAGGUUAUAUAUUUUUUGUAUUUUUUUUUUUAUGUUUACCAACACAGCAGUUACAGUCCACAGGCACAAAUAGAAGUCUUUUUGUUUUGCUUUUUUGUUCAGGGGUUAAAAAAAAUGUUUUUCUUAUAAUACACUUGUAUCUCUCACCUGUUUUUGUUGAAAAAAGAAAAAAACAAGUCUUAAUGUCACACACACUUCCACUUAUGUUACAAGCUGUAGACGAGCUGCUAAAAAGACGUGAGAGUGAUGUAGUUGCGUUCUAUGUCCACAGGGCGGCAGUGCAAUUUAAGUUAGCCACCAAGUCAAAUGUUACAUGUUUUUAUAAAUACCACAUUUCAAUGAAAAAUAUGUUUGGGUGUACUUGUUGAAUUGUUGAUUUUGACGGUACAGUUAUGUCUUAAUUUCUUCCAAAAGCUGCUUUAGUCCUUCAACAAAGUGACGGUUUUUCUCACCUGUCUUAUUCUCUUUUUUCCGCUGAUAUGUUGUUUACUAUAAACUGUUUCUUUUUAUAUAUAUAUAAAUGCUGUUAUUUGCUAUUCA